Messenger RNA from Spea bombifrons (plains spadefoot toad), 1053 nucleotides. RefSeq lists its product as uncharacterized. The transcript has 2 exons. Bases 19 to 1053 code for a protein of 344 amino acids. The record is from RefSeq and is a predicted model, not a curated record. Lineage: Eukaryota; Metazoa; Chordata; Amphibia; Anura; Pelobatidae.
ACUGCACUGACUUCUGCCAUGGGGACAUCUCCAGCAGUAUUGUUCCUUGUGACAGCAUUAUUUCUUUGGCUAUCAAUACCAGUGCCUGGAGAAUGCAAGGUAUAUUAUGCAUGCGGAGCUGUCCUGGACUCUACUGAAAAUGGACUUAUCCUGUCACCGGGCUUCCCCAAUAACUACCUCUCUGGAUUUCAUUGUGUAUGGCAAUUUUUUAUUCCAGCAGGAUCUCGCUUGCAGAUUGAAACUCUGGAUUUUGAUGUUUUUGAGAGUCCAAGUGAUAAAGAAGAUCAGCUUAGUUCUAUGUCUUCAGACAUCACCAGUGUUACUGCUUAUAAGAAAGUAGAUAUGGAUGCUGUUCGCACAGAAUCAUCUUUGCCAUUCAGCUCUGACAGUGUAACCAUUCAUACUACUACAGAACCUUUUGGUUACCCAAGUGAGGUCAACAGGCAAGUCAUUGUCUCAAGAAAGAGCAGGGAUAAAAAUGAUAAGGGAGAGGAGCCAUUAUUAAUCUUGCAAGGUUUCUCAGCAGAAAAAAAUAUUCUUAAUCAAGGAACAACUCGGAAAGAAACGUUUCCUAUAGCAUCAAAGAGUGAUGAUAACCUUUUAAAAGAUUCCAACAAAUCUGUGUAUCCGUUGACAGGAGGAACUUUGGAAAACAAUGAAGGUGUAACCUCAUCCUCCCCAAUAAUGGAUAUUGGCACUGUCCCCUAUACUCCCCAACCUCAGCUGGUUGAUGUGUGCCCCGAUGAUGUACUGUACAUCUCCGACCUUACUAGGUUCUCAAUGCGUUUCUGCGGAUCCAAUUCUCCACUUAAUAAAAUGCUGGCCUUUGGAUCUCCAGUGGAGAUGACGGAGGUAAUUAUGGAGCUAAUAACAACUACUAACCAUGGCAGAGGCUUUGCAAUGCUCUUCAGCUACCAGAAUCAGACAGCAGUGACUGCUAUGGGCGUCCACGAAAGUAAGGGCAAAGAAGAUAUAAUGCUUCUAGCUGUGAUGUCUGCCACCAUUUCAUUUGCUUUGGUUCUGCUGUUGGUGUUUUGCCUGUCUUACCGGUAA